ACGUAUAACGGUCAGAAUGAGAAUAACGAAGACUAUGAGAUCCCUCCCAUAACGCCUCCGAAUCUCCCCGACCCUUCCCUCCUGCACUUGGUGGACCACGAAGCUGGAUAUCACUCCCUGUGCCACAGCCUCCCUCCGAACAGCCUGAUCCCAGCCUACCCCUACCAGAACAUGGACCUGCCGGCCAUCAUGGUCUCCAACAUGUUGAGUCAGGACGGGCAUCUCCUCUCCAGCCAGCUACCCACGAUCCAGGAGAUGGUCCACUCGGACGCCACGUCCUUUGAGUCCAACCGCCAAGUGCCCCUGCUCAACCGCCCCGGGAUGUUAGCCGGCCCCAUGGGCGCGCUCAGCCAGUCGCAGCUGAUUUCGCAGAUGGGGAUGCGGAGCGGUGUUACCCACGGUUCCCCAUCGCCCCCGGGAAGUAAAUCUGCUACACCAUCUCCCUCCAGUUCUACUCAGGAAGAGGAGACAGAGUCACACUAUAAGGUGACUGGAGAGAAAAGACCAUCAACAGACUUGGGCAAAAAGCCCAAAACCCAAAAGAAGAAGAAGAAGAAGGAUCCCAAUGAGCCCCAGAAGCCCGUGUCAGCCUACGCCCUGUUUUUCAGAGACACACAAGCAGCCAUCAAAGGGCAAAACCCCAACGCUACCUUUGGAGACGUAUCCAAAAUUGUCGCAUCAAUGUGGGACAGCUUGGGAGAAGAACAAAAACAAGCGUACAAGAGGAAAACAGAAGCCGCAAAGAAGGAGUACCUGAAAGCCCUGGCAGCGUACCGGGCCAGCCUCGUCUCCAAGAGCUCUGCCGACCAGGGGGAGACGAAAAGCACCCCGAGCAACCCUCCUUCCAAAAUGAUCCCCCCCAAACAGCCCAUGUACCCGAUGCCACCGCAACCUUCCUCGCCCUACCCCGGCUUGGGUUCCUUCUUGUCCCCGUCGGACCUGCAGAACUACCGCAGCCACCCCCACCCCAGCCUCUCCCGGCCCCUCACCUCCAAACCCAUGCUGCCCAGCAUCAGUGCCUCCCGCCCGCCCUCCCUCCAGAUCAGCCCCCAGCUCUCCUUGCACCACCCGCAGAGCUCCCUCCUCAGCCAGCCCCUCAGCAUGCAGCAGGUCUCCCAGCAGCCCCUCCUGUCCCCUCCCAUGGCACUACAGGUACAGCCCCCCAUCAACGCCUCGCCUCCCGGGCAGCAGGACUUCUCACAUAUUUCGUCUGAGUUUCAGAACAGCGUUGGACCCCGUUCUCCUGGUGCAUCAAACCCUCCAGGAAGCACCGAAUGGGACAGCGACUACCCCAGCAGAGAGUGUGGGAUCAACCACUGCAGCAUGCUGCCAAGGGACAAGGCACUCUACCUCACCUAGAACUCCCCAUCUUGGCUCGAGGAGGCUCAGAUGAAGGACACUGGAGAGGGUCGAUCUUACAGACUAUGCGGAGAGGCACCGAGCAAGUCGUACGGACGAGAGAGCUACCACUGCACCUCGUCGCUGGCUUCGUUUCCAGGCUCUAAGAGCAGUUUUCUUUUUUAUUAUUUUUGAACUCUAAAAGUCUACUUUCUGUGGAAGCCCAAAACCUCAUAAAUCAUGAAGAACAAAAAAAAAAAAUUAAAAAAAAUAAAAUAAAUAUACACAAAACUAACAAAAAAAAAAAAAAAACUAAGGACACCAUUUUUCUGCUUGCCAUCAGCUUAGCUACAGACUAUUUUCCUAGUGAACUGCUUUUAGACGCAGCAUAGGGCCAGGUCUGGUGUCCGACAGCAUUAGGCCAGCUCAGUAGGAGGAUGCACUCUUUUGACUUGCUAACAGCACUAAACUUUGUGCAAGAAAAUGUGAAGUUUGUGUGAAUAUUGUACAUGCAAAGGCCUUGGAUGUCUGGCAAAAA
Molecule: messenger RNA, 1876 nt
Organism: Pterocles gutturalis (yellow-throated sandgrouse)
Lineage: Eukaryota; Metazoa; Chordata; Aves; Pterocliformes; Pteroclidae
Gene: TOX2
Product: TOX high mobility group box family member 2
Biological process (GO): regulation of transcription by RNA polymerase II
Cellular component (GO): nucleus
Molecular function (GO): chromatin DNA binding
Source: RefSeq, a predicted model, not a curated record